Zootermopsis nevadensis is the source of this 1598-nucleotide messenger RNA. RefSeq names its product BOS complex subunit TMEM147. The record is from RefSeq and is a predicted model, not a curated record. NCBI's taxonomy places the organism in Eukaryota, Metazoa, Arthropoda, Insecta, Blattodea, Termopsidae.
UCUCGAAAAAUCUAACCACCGGAUUCGAGAUAACCUCAGUAUACAUUACGGAGUAAAUUAAGUUAAUUUAUAAACAUUAUACCAUUCCAUACAAUACCAAUGACAUUAUACCAUUUUGGAAACUGUGUCGCGUUAGUUUAUGUACCAUUUUAUCUGACAUAUAAAUAUUCUGGUUUGUCAGAAUAUGGGGCCUUUUGGAAAUGUAUCCAAGCCGGUGGAAUUUACGUCUUCACACAGCUGUGUAAAAUGCUGGUACUUGCAACUUUCUUCCCUGCAAAUGAUGGUGGCGGACAGGGAGGCAUGGAUUUUGUUGGGGAAUUCCUGAAGGCGACUGUUGAGUUGGCUGACCUUGGAGGCUUAUAUCUAGUCUUGAUGGGAAUUCCUGGCAGAAGUCACGCUAAAGUAUUGACAGCUGGGGUGGGCUGGGCUGGAGCAGAUUUACUACUGUCUCGAUUCCUUUUCCUGUGGUUUGGUGCUCGAGGAGUUGAAUUUGACUGGAUGUAUAUCCAAAAGAGUUUUGAUUCUAACAUCAGCCUGGUGCAGCAUGUCACCACAGCAACCCUUGUAUGGCUGUGGUCUCGCCACGAUCUCAGUCGCUCAUUACUUCCCAUCGUUACGGUACUGCUUCUCCUCUGUUCUUACAAGUUUCUAUUGAUGGAGAUUUUUGUUCAUGCCACCAUCAGCAGUCCAUGGAUAGAACUGCUAGUCCGAGCCGUACUCACGCUUUGCCUGGCGGUUACUACACUACAGAUCUAUGCUGGUUUCGCUCAGUCGAUUGGCAUUUAUUAACUGCUGGACAUGUGACCAAAGUUUAGUAACAAAACUUUUCUGUGACCUGAAGUUUGAUAAAUACUGGCGCCAGAAUUUCAAACUGGAGUUUAGACAUGUUUUAAGGUGACAGUUUGGGGGAUUUACCUCAUUUGUGCUAGAAUUGAGCUUAUAACUUUAAAGCAAGAACUCCAGUUCCAAUGGCAUUGUAUCUGAAGUCUUUAGAGAACAAACUGUUGCUUGGUGCUGCCGCCUCAAAUGUUCCUCCAGUGAUCAUGAGUUUGGGGCACUGGCAGAGUGAAGAAAGGAACCCCAGUGCCAAUUUUUUUCAUCACAUAUCCCACACAAAUUUCCUUGGGCUUGAACCAAGGCCUUUGUGAUAAGAAGCCAGCAGCUAACCUCGUGAGCUGUGGCACAGUUUCACAAAACACUGAUGUCAAAGGAUGUCCAAAAAAAAUAGUGUCAACUGAUGAAAUUAGAUGUGUUGAUUGAUAAUGCAACAAAUAUCAUAUUACAGAAUAACUGGAAUGCUUUGUUAUAAGAAAACAGUAGUUACAAAUUUGAUCUCAAAAAUUAUGUAUGAGAAAUUAUAUUACUUUUCAUAUAAAUUGAUAUAAUAUGUACGAUGGGGUAAUUAUGAAAUAAUAACAACUGCUGCGAAUACAUCAGAUUCUGGAUCAUCAACCUUUCAGCUCUGAAUUACCAUAUUCACCCAAAUAAGCGAUUCUGAAUCUAAGACAUCUCCCCACUAAGAAACCGACAUUAUAGUCUGAUUUCAAUUACCACAAACGUGAGAGAGAAUAAAUAUUUGAAAAACGCAUUAUACAUCA